This is a messenger RNA of Emericellopsis atlantica, 1910 nucleotides long. Its product is annotated as major facilitator superfamily domain-containing protein. Gene Ontology annotation, cellular component: membrane. The transcript has 3 exons. Bases 238 to 1851 code for a protein of 537 amino acids. Gene Ontology annotation, molecular function: transmembrane transporter activity. NCBI's taxonomy places the organism in Eukaryota, Fungi, Ascomycota, Sordariomycetes, Hypocreales, Bionectriaceae. Gene Ontology annotation, biological process: transmembrane transport. The record is from RefSeq and is a predicted model, not a curated record.
CCACGAGUCCACGACAACAGCCGUAGGAUCGGGACCCUGUCUCCAAGACCCACCAUGUCAUGUCAAAGACAAGGCGCACCUUUUCAUGGUUCUUUGGCUGCUAAUUAAUUCUAACUAGUUGGCGGAGAGACAGCAAAACUCCGAUGUAUAAUAAGAGUCGCCGUCCAGAAGACACCAUAUUGAAAUCUUCGUUUGUCACCGUCGACAAGAGCGAAGACUUGUGCGUCUCAUUACAUCAUGUCGACUUCCACACAAACAGUGCUGGCGGCGCCUGUGUCCAACAAAGCGAUCAGCGGCGAAGCCUCGCACCCUCUUACAACUAUCAUCUCACAACAUGAACACAACAGCCAACAUGACAAUGCCGAGAGCGACAGCGUCUCUGGCGUACCGAGCCACAAGCCCUCUUCCAAGCUACAAAAGACCGCCGUGACCUUCCAACUGUCCGGCAUCAAUUUCGCCAACAGUUGCGUCAAUGGUCUUGUCGUGGUCGGGCUACCUGUCAUGACCAUCGAUCUCAACCUACCCCAGUCCCUCGCCUUCUGGCCUUCUUCCGUGGCGGCUCUAACCACCACGGCCACGAUCCUCAUUGCUGGUUCGUUGGCCGAUGUUCUCGGGCCGCGCAGCGUCGACCUUGUCGGAUGCUUCGUGCUGGGUGUCUUCAUGCUCGGCUGUGGCUUCGUGCAGACAGGAGAGCAGCUCGUCGCACUACGGGCACUGCAGGGCAUCGGACUGGCACUUCACCUCGCCAGCUCCGUCUCCCUGAUCACCAAGACUUUACCCAAGGGUCGGGGGCGCAAUGUGGCGUUUGCUUGCCUGGGUAUCAGCUCCGUGCUCGGCUUCUCGUUCGGCCUUGUCAUGGGUGGUGUGCUGGUGGACAAGGUGGGAUGGCGAGCUGGAUGGUACCUCUACGGAAGUCUUGUACUAUUCUUGACGGCCGUGGGAGCUUUCUCUCUCCCUCGCAGCCCGGUCCUAGGGACUUUCAAGGAGACUUUGGCGGAGAUCAGGGAGAGGGUAGAUUGGGUCGGAGCACUCCUGGCAUCGUCUUUCAUGGCGUUGCUCUCUUACUUCUUGGCUGUUAUCAGCAGCGAUGUCGAGCACAUUCGCAAGUCAGACACCAUCGUCUUCCUGUGCCUUGGGGUCAUAUCCUUGCCACUCUUCCUUGGAUGGUCGCACCGCCAGGUGAAAUCGGGCAAGCCAGCGCUCAUUCCCAAUUCAUUCUGGCGUAACAUGGCGUUCUCGUCUAUCUGCGCAGCCGUUGCCAUCGCAUUCGCCAUUAUCAACUCCCUAGAGCUGUUUGCAAGCUUGUUCUUCCAAGAGAUCCAAGGCCUCUCUGCGCUCCAAGCCGCCAUCCGCAUCCUGCCCAGCCUCGUGGUUGGCUUCUUCAUCAACCUUUCCACCGGUCUGUUCAUCCACAAAGUCCCCGCCAUGUGGAUCGUCAGCAUCUCCUCCCUUCUCACAGCCAUCGCGCCCAUUCUCAUGGCCGUCAUCAAGCCCGAGACGCCGUACUGGGCCAACGCCUUUCUCGCGCAGAUCUUCAUGCCCAUUGCCGCCGAUGCUCUGUUCACCGUCGGACUGAUCGUCAUCACCGACGUGUUCCCGGAGGACAAGCAGGCUGUCGCGGGGGCCGUGUUCAACACGAGUUCGCAGUUUGGCCAUGCCUUUGGCAUGGCCAUUAUGCAGGUCAUCUCGUCGCUGGUGGCCAAGGAUCACAAGGGUAUGAAGCCGGUGGAGGCGCUGAUGGAAGGGUACCGGGCGAGUUUCUGGGCCAUGUUUGCCUUCAUGGUGACUUGUGCAGCGAUUGGAUUCUUUGGCCUGCGCAAGGCGGGCAAGGUCGGUGUCAAGGAGGAUUAAAGCAGUAUGGCUUGGGUGACACCACCAGUAUUCCGGAGGAUGGAGGAUAGACGAGCAUA